Ceraceosorus guamensis is the source of this 801-nucleotide messenger RNA. RefSeq lists its product as hypothetical. The coding region runs from base 102 to 704 and encodes 200 amino acids. Lineage: Eukaryota; Fungi; Basidiomycota; Exobasidiomycetes; Ceraceosorales; Ceraceosoraceae. The record is from RefSeq and is a predicted model, not a curated record. The transcript has a single exon.
GUCCCGCAUGACUCUUGCGGGGCUCGUGCUGCUGCUUAUCGCUGGCCCGUAGCGCGUCGAGCACUCACAGCAAAGUGAGACGUGUGCAAGUCAAGUCACGAAUGGACAGGUCACACGCUUUGACGCACCCCAUACAGGAGACGAGGAGACAGAGACACACGAACCAGCGCAUCCGACCUGCCUCAUCUCGCCUGUCGCCUACCACUACGCCAGCUUGCGACGGCAUUACAGCCCUUUGCACGGACCGCCGCGCGUGUUCCGUUCAGCCGUUCUUCACGCUCGCGACGCCCGCGCUUGGGCCCCUCCGCCUCGCCGCACCUUGCAUCGCCAUCUCACCCGCGAUACGGGCACCGUCAGAGCCAAGCAUAUGCUGGCUUCGAUUGCUUCUGAUUCUGCAUGCGCAGGGUGGCCCACAAGCAAAUCGAGUCGAAGCCGCGAAUGAUCGAGGCAACGGCGGCUUGCAAGACACCGCGUUAUUGACAACCUUCUGGGCCGGACGCCCGAUGCCAACCCUCCACGCUCGGUUCUCCACCUCGGCGAAUCGUCAGCAAUGCCCACGCGAUGACGCAACGUCAAAGUACACUCGAGGAAUGAGCGAUCUGACCACAGACAUCCCCACGCCGUCAGUACCCAAAACCGCCGUCGUGUGGAAUCAUCAAAGGCCAUGCACACGAAUCAGCCGGCGCCGUCGUUUCAGUACUUAAGUGCCAUUCCACGCGCUGCAAUCCUCCAAGACCCCCCUCCUUGUCGUCGCAAACGCCUCAUGUCGCUCAAUCAGACUGCCUUGCUCCCUCCUCGCAU